Messenger RNA from Schistosoma spindalis, 597 nucleotides. The record is from the annotation of a GenBank genome assembly. NCBI's taxonomy places the organism in Eukaryota, Metazoa, Platyhelminthes, Trematoda, Strigeidida, Schistosomatidae.
GUACAAUCCUACUGAAUUGAAAGUUUUAUUUGUAUUUAUAAAAAUAAAUUAAUUUUCAAUGGCUUAUUUCCAUUUACAACAAUUGAAAUCAACUAAUGGAAUUUAUUUAAAUUUCUUACAAUUAUUUAUAUAUUUAACCAUAUUUUGUUUAUGUCAAACAAUGGAUCCAGUUCAUUCAUUAAGAAGUUAUCCAACUGUAGAUGAUAUUACUAAUACAGAUGAUAUAUGGUUAUUAAAAAAUGAUCAAAAUAAAAAGAAAACUAUGGAUCGAAUUCGUGAAUUCAAUCGAUAUUUGAAUAGUAUGUUUCUACGUCAACAGUUUUAUCCUGAAGAAAACGAAGAACCAUUUGAUGGUCGAAAACUCUCCACUCUAUCCAAUCAAAAUAAACGAGAUUAUUUAUUUUUACGUGGCUAAUUCCAUUUGUUGGGCAACAUUUUAAUUAAAAUAGAAAAAAAAUAUGAUAAAGUUCCUCAGAAAGAAAACAAAAAAUAAAAACAAAAAACAAACGAUUAAUGUAUUUUAGAAAUAAAUAACUAAAUCAAUUUUACUUGUUAUUAGUUUAUUGAGUAAACUAUAGAUUUGUCGAUGAUGCAUUC